AUGAAGCUCACCAUCUCCGCCCUCACCGCCGCCGCCUACCUGGCCCUCUGCACCUCCGUUGUCGCUCGACAGGACAUCCCGUACGCCCGUCGAGGCCCCGGCGGUGCCAUCAUCAAGAUCCGCCAGGACGACUCGUUCGACUAUUCCAAUUCUACCUCCAACGACACGGGGGCUGUCGGCUUUGACAACUCUACCGCCGUCGACGUGGGCAACAGCACCACCAACGAGACCUCCUUUGGCGGCUCUGACAACUCUACCGCUGUUGACCUUGGCAAUUCGACCGCCACCGCCACCGCCAGCUCGUCGGCUGUCUCCGCCACCGAGAGCGCGUCGGAUGACGAUGACUACGACUCUGAUGAGGAUGAUGAAGACGAUGAGGACUGUGAAGAGGAGGAUGAGACUUCCAGCGUGGCCGGCUCCGCUGAGGCCACCCAGGCCGCGUCGAGCACUGUCUCUGACACCGUUUCCACCUCUCCCGUUACCAGCUCUGCUGCGCUCAACCAAGCUGCUGCGGCCACGGCUUCUGCCGAGGAGACUUGUGAUGGCUCUGUUAGCACCGUCUACGCGACCGUGACUGUCACUGCUACUGUGACUGCCGGUGCAUCGGAUGCUUCUACCACCAGCGGUGCUGCCGGAGUUGUUGCCGCUGCCGUCGACUCUACAUCUUCUGUCACCGCCGACGCAUCGACUUCCACCGAGAGCGCUACCUCUACCACUGAUGACGAGGACGAGGAGGACGAGGAGGACGACGAUGAUGAGGAUUACCCCGACUGUGAAGACGAGGAUGAGGACACUACUACCACUGUCUCGCAAUCUCCUACUGCCGCUUCUUCCGCCGCGAGCUCGACAUCGUCUGCCGUUGCGAGCGAGGAAGAUGAUGAGGAAUGCGAGGACGAGGAUGAAGAGGAGACUGACUCUUCCACCGUUGUAUCUGCCACUGGUUCUUCUUCCGCCUCUUCCAGCGUUGUCUCUGCUACCGCCAGCACCACUCCUGUCGAGGUCAUUGAUACCGAUAGCCAGAGCGCCUCUCAGAACGUCACUCUUCCCACCGAGACUGAUUCCUUUGCCAACGUGACUGAGAGCGCCACCUCUGUGCUUUCUUCUGAGACUGCUUCUGUCUCCGCCACGGCCUCUUCGAGCGCUGCUGAAUUGCUUGCUUCUGGUUCCACCAGUGCCUCUUGGAGCGCCAGCGAGAGCGCAUCCGAGUCUGCCUCCGAGUCUGCCUCCGUGUCUGCCUCCGAGUCUGUGUCUUCGACCGAGUCUGCGUCGAGCUCUUCCGAAUAUGCGUCCUCGAGCGAGACUGCCAGCGCCACCCCCACCCUCACCCCCACCGAGAGCGCUUCUGAGUCGGCCUCCUCUUCCGCCAACACAUCUCCCGUGACUGUUGUGGCUGCCGAUGCUUCGGCCGCUGCCGACGUUGCGGUCAAGCGACGAGUUGCCUUCUGGGCCUAA
Cryptococcus wingfieldii CBS 7118 is the source of this 1452-nucleotide messenger RNA. RefSeq lists its product as hypothetical. Lineage: Eukaryota; Fungi; Basidiomycota; Tremellomycetes; Tremellales; Cryptococcaceae. The transcript has 5 exons. The coding region runs from base 1 to 1452 and encodes 483 amino acids. The record is from RefSeq and is a predicted model, not a curated record.